CUUAGCUUAGCCCACACAAACAAAUUACACAAACCCACACUCCAAAAUAUGGCAAAGUAAGAAGUGUUUUGAUUGCUUUCCCAAAACUCUCUUCAUCAUCAAUAAUCAGUAAUUAGCACUAAUGGCCUCCUUUUGGGACCUCACAGUGCUCUUUACAGCACUCAGUGUCUUCUCCUUUAUGGCUCUGAUGGCAGAACCUCUCUUGCCUUCUCUCCCUGAGCUCUCCCCUGAGAUUGCCCCGCUCCUCCCCUCCUCGGGAGGGUCGGUCCCGUCAUCGACCGGGUCCUCUUCCUCCAUCCCGACGAUCCCCUCGAACCCGAGCCCGCCCAAUCCCGAUGAAGUCCCCUCGGGAGUUGAGUCAGCAUUCUCCCCGCAGAGCUCCGCGUCGGCUUCAUCCUCCGCAGUUCGAGCAAGGGCGACUACUGAUCAGGUGAUGAUCUACAUGGGUGUGUUCUUGAUUAGGGGCGCAUUCUUGUCAAUUCAGCUUCUCUGUAUGGGAUGAUAAGAGCCAUUCUUUCUUCUUUUGCUACAUGAUAUUCUGCUUCCUUUUCUUACCCUUCUUUUCCUGUUCUUUUUUAUCUUUCUAAUUAUAGUAAUAUAUAAUGAUAUAUGCAGAGUAUUGAUGUACGUAUGUAAUCUACAUUUAAUUAAGUUAAAUUCUUAUAAUUUAUUCGUUACGAGAAAA
Molecule: messenger RNA, 685 nt
Organism: Punica granatum (pomegranate)
Lineage: Eukaryota; Viridiplantae; Streptophyta; Magnoliopsida; Myrtales; Lythraceae
Source: RefSeq, a predicted model, not a curated record